Trametes versicolor FP-101664 SS1 is the source of this 1125-nucleotide messenger RNA. RefSeq lists its product as uncharacterized. The transcript has 9 exons. Gene Ontology annotation, cellular component: nucleus. Gene Ontology annotation, molecular function: DNA-binding transcription factor activity; transcription cis-regulatory region binding. Gene Ontology annotation, biological process: regulation of DNA-templated transcription. Bases 1 to 1125 code for a protein of 374 amino acids. The record is from RefSeq and is a predicted model, not a curated record. NCBI's taxonomy places the organism in Eukaryota, Fungi, Basidiomycota, Agaricomycetes, Polyporales, Polyporaceae.
AUGGGGCGGCCGCAGAAGCAGAAGAAGAACAGGGGAGUGGGUCCGUCGGCGGCGGCGGACGCGCCUCCGGCACCGUUACAACCUGACAACCCGGAGCAUGCGCAUAUGCUCGCGAACGUCUGGAUGAACGCGGCUAAACUAGGGGACUUGGUGAAAACGGAAGGUCUGGUCUACAAGAAGGGCAAGUUUUCCGCGACGGAGGACCAGCAGCUCAAUGAUGCGAUCGAACGCUACCGCGUGACGCACGGCCUCUCUCAAGAGGACUUGGACCAAAUCAUAUUCUCAAACAAGACAGGCAAGGACAAGGGACACGAGUCGUUCUGGUCCGAGAUCACGUCGGCGCUGCACCUGCGUCCCAUCAUCUCUGUUUAUCACCAUGUGAGGCGGGCACGCCAUCCCUUCUCCGGGAAGGGCUCAUGGACAAAGACGGAAGAUGACCUCCUGCUUGAGUGCAUGAACAAUCUGGGACAGCAGUGGGAGAAGAUCAGCGACGUCGUGCAUCGGACGGCCGCGGACUGCAGGGACAGAUACCGAAACCAUCUCCAAGACAGAGAAGUGCGCCGCGUGGGCGCGUGGACUAAGGAAGAGGAGGACGAGCUGACACAGAUAGUGUCGGAGAUGACCGUCGAACAAGGCAAGGAUAUGGAUAACGAUAUCUUCUGGGGCGUCGUGAGCAAGAAGAUGGGCGGGAAACGCGGCCGGCAACAAUGUAGAAUCAAGUGGACGGAUUCGCUAGCGCCACAGCUCAAGAACACAGGCGAGAGGCCGAGAUGGAGUGCGAUGGAUGCGUAUAUCCUUGUGCAUAAGGUCGAUUCAUUGAACGUGCGAGACGACACGGAGAUCGACUGGAAGCUCCUCCCAGACGAAAAUUGGAACGUCUGGAGCGCACAUUCACUGCAAAGGCGCUGGCUCACAAUGAAACGGAGCAUCAAGGGCUUCGAGGAGAUGUCGCAUGCGGAGAUAAUGGAGAUCCUGAAGACCAAGAAGGCGCAGUCACCGCCGCCGUCAUCGGCGGGGCGAAAGAAAAAGAACAAAGUGACGAGUGCGGAGGCGGUGAACGACGGAGACGAGGGCGAAGGGCAACCCGAAGGAGGGGGCAGCGUAGGUCCAGGAACCGCGGAGUAA